Messenger RNA from Mastomys coucha (southern multimammate mouse), 7781 nucleotides. RefSeq names its product calcium voltage-gated channel auxiliary subunit alpha2delta 1 (gene Cacna2d1). NCBI's taxonomy places the organism in Eukaryota, Metazoa, Chordata, Mammalia, Rodentia, Muridae. Gene Ontology annotation, cellular component: L-type voltage-gated calcium channel complex. Bases 645 to 3977 code for a protein of 1110 amino acids. The transcript is spliced from 40 exons. Gene Ontology annotation, molecular function: voltage-gated calcium channel activity. The record is from RefSeq and is a predicted model, not a curated record.
GCUCGGCAGGAGCCUGCGCGAGCGGUGGAUGCCCGCGGGCUGCCGGUGGUCCCUCUGGGAGCUCCUACAGGCUGGGUCCGCUCGGCCUCCGCACUCCCCGCGGCGGGAGCAGGCGACAGAGACUUAGGGAGUUCCUCUCUGCCUUGUAUGGAGGGCUGCGCCCGGGCCGUCCCCGCCCGGCUCUGACGCCCGGCCCUCCCGCUGCCCACCCACAGCCGCCUCCCCGAGACCCGCCCGGGGAAGGCAGCCCGAGCCCCGCUCCGGCCACCCCCAUCCCCGCAGCCGCCGCGUCCCCGCGCCGCCCCCUCCGCCCCCUCCGCCCCCGCCCCCGCCCUCUCCUCGGCGACCGAGGAUAAAUCAGGGAGGCGAGCGCUGGGAGCCAGAGCGUGCGGGCGCCGGCAGGCUGGCCGAGCUCCGUUUCCACAGUCGCCCUUGAUGGCGGCGCAGGCGAGGCAGCCGUGGCACGGAGCGGCAGCCACGCGCUAGAGAGUCCGCCCGGCACCGCCCGGCCCGCCUGUGCCCUGCCCGCUUCUCCCCGCGCGCCCUCCGGCAGACGUCGGCGCCCCGGCUCGGUCCCUCGGCCGCCGCGUGCAGCUCCGCCGCCUCCGGGCCGGCAGGGAGGGCACUGAUCUUCGAUCGCGAAGAUGGCUGCUGGCUGCCUGCUGGCCUUGACUCUGACACUUUUCCAAUCCGGGCUGAUCGGCCCCUCGAGCGAGGAGCCCUUCCCUUCGCCCGUCACUAUCAAGUCAUGGGUGGAUAAGAUGCAAGAAGACCUUGUCACACUGGCAAAAACAGCAAGUGGAGUGACUCAGCUGGCCGACAUUUAUGAAAAAUAUCAAGAAAUGUAUACUGUGGAGCCAAAUAAUGCACGCCAACUGGUGGAAAUUGCAGCCAGAGACAUUGAGAAACUUCUGAGCAACAGAUCGAAAGCCCUGGUGCGCCUGGCUAUGGAAGCAGAGAAAGUCCAAGCGGCACACCAAUGGAGGGAAGAUUUUGCAAGCAAUGAAGUUGUCUACUAUAAUGCUAAGGAUGAUCUUGAUCCUGAAAGAAAUGAGAGUGAGCCAGGCAGCCAACGUAUUAAACCUGUUUUUAUUGAAGAUGCUAAUUUUGGACGCCAGAUAUCCUAUCAGCACGCAGCGGUCCAUAUUCCCACGGACAUCUAUGAGGGCUCAACCAUAGUGUUAAAUGAACUCAACUGGACAAGUGCCUUAGAUGAAGUUUUCAAAAGAAAUCGAGACGAAGACCCUACAUUGCUAUGGCAAGUGUUUGGCAGUGCCACUGGCCUUGCCCGAUAUUAUCCAGCUUCUCCAUGGGUGGAUAAUAGUAGAACUCCAAACAAGAUCGAUCUGUAUGACGUACGCAGAAGGCCAUGGUACAUCCAGGGAGCUGCAUCCCCCAAGGACAUGCUUAUUCUGGUGGAUGUGAGUGGAAGCGUGAGCGGAUUGACUCUGAAACUCAUCCGAACAUCUGUCUCUGAGAUGUUAGAAACCCUCUCUGAUGAUGAUUUCGUGAAUGUCGCUUCAUUUAACAGCAAUGCUCAGGAUGUAAGCUGUUUCCAGCACCUGGUUCAAGCAAACGUAAGAAAUAAGAAGGUGUUGAAAGAUGCCGUGAAUAACAUCACAGCCAAGGGGAUAACAGAUUACAAGAAAGGUUUUAGCUUUGCAUUUGAACAGCUACUUAAUUAUAAUGUUUCCAGAGCUAAUUGCAAUAAGAUCAUCAUGUUAUUCACGGAUGGAGGAGAAGAAAGAGCCCAGGAGAUAUUUGCCAAAUACAAUAAAGACAAAAAAGUCCGUGUGUUUACAUUUUCUGUUGGUCAACAUAAUUAUGACAGAGGACCUAUUCAGUGGAUGGCUUGUGAAAAUAAAGGUUAUUAUUAUGAGAUUCCCUCCAUUGGUGCAAUAAGAAUCAAUACUCAGGAAUAUCUAGAUGUUCUAGGAAGACCAAUGGUUUUAGCUGGUGACAAAGCAAAGCAAGUCCAAUGGACGAAUGUGUAUUUGGAUGCUCUGGAGCUGGGACUUGUCAUUACUGGAACUCUACCAGUCUUCAACGUCACUGGCCAAUCUGAAAAUAAGACAAACUUGAAGAAUCAGUUGAUUCUUGGUGUGAUGGGCGUUGAUGUAUCUCUGGAAGAUAUUAAGAGAUUGACACCACGUUUUACACUGUGCCCCAAUGGCUACUAUUUUGCAAUUGAUCCUAAUGGUUAUGUCUUAUUGCAUCCAAAUCUUCAGCCAAAGCCUAUUGGUGUAGGUAUACCGACAAUUAAUUUAAGAAAAAGGAGACCCAACGUUCAGAACCCCAAAUCUCAGGAGCCAGUCACACUGGAUUUUCUUGAUGCUGAGUUAGAAAAUGAAAUUAAAGUGGAGAUUCGAAAUAAAAUGAUAGAUGGAGAAAGUGGAGAAAAAACAUUCAGAACUCUGGUCAAGUCUCAAGAUGAGAGAUAUAUUGACAAAGGAAAUCGAACAUACACAUGGACACCUGUCAAUGGCACAGAUUACAGUUUGGCCUUGGUAUUGCCAACCUACAGUUUUUACUAUAUAAAAGCCAAAAUAGAAGAGACAAUAACUCAGGCCAGAUCAAAAAAGGGAAAAAUGAAGGAUUCAGAAACACUGAAGCCAGACAAUUUUGAAGAAUCUGGCUAUACUUUCAUAGCACCAAGGGAAUACUGCAAUGAUCUUAAACCUUCAGAUAAUAACACUGAAUUUCUUUUGAAUUUCAAUGAAUUUAUUGAUAGGAAAACUCCAAACAACCCUUCCUGCAAUACAGAUUUGAUUAAUAGAAUCUUGCUGGAUGCAGGUUUUACAAAUGAACUUGUCCAAAAUUAUUGGAGUAAGCAGAAAAAUAUCAAAGGAGUGAAGGCACGCUUUGUGGUGACAGAUGGUGGGAUUACAAGAGUUUAUCCCAAAGAGGCUGGAGAAAAUUGGCAAGAGAACCCGGAAACCUAUGAGGACAGCUUCUACAAACGGAGCCUAGAUAAUGAUAACUACGUUUUCACCGCACCCUACUUUAACAAAAGUGGACCUGGUGCAUAUGAAUCUGGAAUUAUGGUAAGCAAAGCUGUAGAGCUGUAUAUCCAAGGAAAACUUCUUAAGCCCGCAGUUGUGGGAAUUAAAAUUGAUGUAAACUCCUGGAUAGAAAAUUUUACCAAAACUUCAAUCAGGGAUCCGUGUGCUGGCCCAGUUUGUGACUGCAAAAGAAACAGUGAUGUAAUGGACUGUGUCAUUCUAGAUGAUGGCGGAUUUCUUUUGAUGGCCAAUCACGAUGAUUACACUAAUCAGAUUGGACGUUUUUUUGGAGAGAUUGACCCGAGUAUGAUGAGACACCUGGUUAAUAUAUCACUUUAUGCAUUCAAUAAAUCCUAUGACUACCAGUCAGUGUGUGAUCCAGGGGCAGCACCAAAGCAAGGGGCAGGCCACCGCUCAGCAUAUGUGCCAUCAAUUGCAGACAUACUGCAGAUUGGCUGGUGGGCCACUGCUGCCGCCUGGUCUAUUCUCCAGCAGCUGCUCUUGAGUUUGACAUUUCCACGGCUCCUUGAGGCAGUUGAGAUGGAGGAAGAUGACUUCACAGCCUCCCUGUCUAAGCAGAGCUGCAUCACGGAACAAACCCAGUACUUCUUCAAAAACGAUACUAAAACUUUCAGUGGUUUACUGGACUGUGGAAACUGUUCCAGGAUCUUUCAUGUAGAGAAACUUAUGAACACCAACUUAGUCUUCAUAAUGGUGGAGAGCAAAGGGACAUGUCCAUGUGACACGCGGCUGCUCAUGCAAGCAGAACAGACUUCUGAUGGGCCAGAUCCUUGCGACAUGGUGAAGCAGCCCAGAUACCGAAAGGGACCUGAUGUCUGCUUUGAUAACAAUGUGCUGGAGGAUUAUACCGACUGUGGUGGUGUUUCUGGAUUAAACCCUUCCUUAUGGUCUAUCUUUGGACUCCAAUUCAUACUCCUUUGGCUGGUAUCUGGCAGCAGACAUUACCUAUUGUGACCUUCUAAACCCCAGAUCUGCAACUAAAUUCCAAGCCCUGCCAACACAUGAGCCCUCAGUUACAUUAAAAUAGAGACCACUGAAGAAGCGACACAGAACCUUAGCUGGGCCUCUACUAUGACGUAACUGUAAGGCUUAGAUUCUUGACCAUCUCUGGCUGCAUGUCAGGGUGUUGGAAACUGAAACUUGUGUGAAUAUGCUGCAUCAUCUCUGUCUAACAUCAAAGCAAAACUCUACUUGUUCUCUGUGGGAGGUUUGGGAGUUCACUGUUGCACUGUUAGAGAUUCUGUGUGAAAGGCUGUGUGAAAGGCUCCCCCACGCAGGCCUUAUGAAAAGAAGCAGUCUUGACUUUGACCUAGCAUUUCAACCUGCUGCAGGUUUACCAAGAGGAAGAAGAAGAAGAAAAGAAAACCCUAGUGAGGGCCAAUGAUAUUUUUGCCUUCACUUAUUUGAUGUUCAAAAGUAAUUCCUGCUGUGAGUAGUUAUUAAACAGAGAGAAGAAGGGAGGGAGAAAAACACAUUGGUUUAAACUGAUGAAAUACAAACUAAUGGCUAAUUUUCUACCAAAAAAAUUGCCAUGAAUAAAAUGCCUUAUAAAAGAAUGACUUCUCUGCCAAAAACUAAACACAACUGUGACCAGUUGAAUUUGGGUAAGGUCUGAAGUGCUGGUUUGAAACCAAGGACGGAAUGAGCUAAAGGUGCUUGUGGGUGGAAUUGGAAUUCAUGAUACAUUUCCUCAUAAAUGUAAGCCCUUAACUGCGUGAUGUAAUGUCCCUUUCGUUCACAAGUAAAGUCAUGUAGUGCUAGCCAGAUAUUUAACACGCUCUAAGAGAAGCUUGGUGGGGGGAGGGGAAAUGUUUUCCUUGUGGUUAAUGAACUUGGGUUGCCAAGGGUAUUUUGCAUGAUGCUGCUGCUAUUUUAACUUUCUGGUUUGUUUUUCUUCUUACUGUAGAGUAUAGUCCAUUGACAAGUUAACUGGGUGGCAUUAUUGUCAUGUAAGAAUCUGAACCUUGCAGUGUACAUGCACUUAAGUCAUCCUUAACAUAUUGUUAAACUACUCUGAAUAUACUGUGCGAUGUAAAUGCCGAACAACUGGGUUAGGCAGACGGCGAAGUGAGAAUUCAUGGAUUUUAUACAGACUCAUGCUUUUGCCUGAAAAAACCUAUGUACAGAUAUUUUAAGUACAUAAAUCAGAUUUAACACAUUUAUUUUUUGAAAGGUACAUAUACGUUCUCAAUGGAGAUUUAUCCUAGGUUUCCUCUAUGUUCGUUUCAAUAGUAGCAUGUACAAUCUAGAAACUGCUGCUCUUGCUGCUUCUGUCCUCCAUUUUGGUAUGAUCAUAUGACCAAAAUUCCGAUACAACUUUAUGAGGGUUUUUACAUUAACCUGAACAAAUAGGAAACCUUGAAUCUAUGUGUAUGCACAUGAACACUUGAUUGUGAAUAAUAAAAUUUGUUUUUAUACAGCCUCAUUGGUGAAAAGCAUUAGUGUAGUAGAUCAGAAAUUUCAUUAUAGAUUAAUAUGGUAGCAAAACUUUAUGUUUCUAAAAAUUAUUUUCAGGAAUAAACAGUAUUUGAAGAAUGGGUAAAAACAAUGAAUGUGUCUAGGGGAAGUAAUUUUACUGUAAGCUGAAAAGUAUACAUAUAUUUUUUAUGAUAAAUGAACUUUUCUUUUCUUUUUUAGUUAAACAUGCCAAGUAUUGGUGUGUGCAUAUGCUGGAAUUUUUCACAUAUAUCAUUUUUCCAUCUGAGUUAUUUGCAUUCUCCAGCAUACUUUAAUAUGCUCCACAUAUCAACGAUAAAGUCAACACUUUAACAUAGUUUAUUGUUUUGUUUAUAGCUUUGUAUCCACUGUAAUUCCUUCCUACCACCACGAUAUCCUGAGUAACAUUUGUGUACAUUUUGUAAGUUAAUAUUUUGCUUUAACUCAAAAGGGAGGGAAGAACAAUUGGAGUCACUCUGCCAACUAUUGUCCUAAGAAAUGACAUCAGUCACCACUUCUAAUGCGUUGUCAUUUUUUAAUCUAUUCAUAACUGCUGUUCACAUUUUAGAAAAUAAGAAGGUGGUGUAAAGGUAGAGGAAAUAUGUUUAAGUCAUGCUGUUUGUCAAUUACUUCAAAUGUAUUAUUACCUUCAGCUAGGCUGUUUUAAAUCAUGCACAUGUUGAGGAAGGAAAGUGCUAGUUUGCACAUAUAAGUGAUGCACAUAAAAACAUUGAAUCACUUCUAGUAAACAACAAUCUACCUUAGAUUAUGUUUCAAGUAUUGACUAUGUACUUCAUGGCUAAUGUCAUUACAGAGUGUAGUAACACAAAUGAAAUUAUUGUUCUAUGAAUCACUUGUUGAACUUGACAUCUCUUGGUAGAGCCCUGUUUGGUUUGAGUUCUACAUCAUUACAACCAUAUACAUGGUGACAAAUUGGGCACGAACACACCCUCUGACUAAAAUUUGCUUUCACGACAGAUAUGAAUAUUUCUGCUUUCACAUUGUUUUAAUGACAGUAACACUCAACCCAUCAAAAUUACUAUAUUAAAUUUCACAUUUUUCUGCAAAUUCUGUUGACAAAAAAAGUAUAGUCUGUUAUUCCCAAAACAGAACUAUAUAAAAGAUCAUUUUAAAAAGCUUUUAAACUGUUUUUCCUUAGUUAAUUGUUGCUAUACUCAUGUAGCUCAGUGCACUUUGUCACGUAAAUGAAGUCAGAACAAGUCCUGCAUUGGUGUUGAGUAGCAGAAAAGAAUUUUUGCAUAAAUGGUUUCAUCUUUUCUUCAUUUGAACAACCAGCAUUACUGCCAAACACCAAUCGUGGUCCAUAUUUGUACCAGGUUUUUAACAUGACAUAGUUAGCAAGUUUGAUUGAAGAGAUUUUUAGGUCCAGGGCCUACGAGAUUUUAGUAUGGUCUUUUUUCAUGUUUCUAAUGCUUGAAGCAUUAUUGCUUACCUUGGGAAACAUAGCGUUCCUGCCAUUUGUAAGUUUUCCUAUAUAUACUAUUCCUUUUAUUAACUGUAAAACUGGCCUUACGGGGUUCAAAUAGGCAGUAUCCCUUUUAAGUGACCUUUGCAACCCAAGUGUUACUUGCUUAUUUGAUGCUCUCUUGUACUUUAUAUCUCAUUUGAAUGCCUGUCUUGGAGCCACCAAAGCUUAAAUUCUACAUCUUACUUUAAAACUAACGGCAUAGAGUCUAACCUAGCGAGACACAAUGGAUUUUGUGAUUUUUUUUCCCACUUGCCCCAAAUUCCAAAUAUUUUAUCAUUAGCUGGAACUUGCAUUGUUUUCCAUGGCAGAACGUUGAUAUUCAGUGUACAUUUCUGUAAAGAGCAAAUCUAAAACAGAACUAUCAGAUGAUGAAAAUGUCCAGGAUUUUGCAGAAAUAGAUAGCUGUUACUGUGGUCUCAUCUACCUUGGUUUUAGUUCGCAUAAAAAAGAACCAUGGAAAUUCCACUGAGACUCUUGGCAUGUUGUCCUGUUUAGAUGCCAACUGAGUUUCCAAUGUGACCUGGCAAAGCUGUCCUUUCCUUGUGCAGUAUGACUGUGGGAUCAUGUUUUAGGGAUUCUUUUCAUGAAAUGCUCAUUGUGCAUCAAGCAAAACGCCAAGUGGCUUUUGUGAACAACACGUUUUUGUUUUGUUUUUCCUCCCCUUAUUAUGUUCUCUGGAAACUUUUGUGGAAAUUAACUAGUCGGAUGAACACAUUUUGUAAAAAUUUGUAUAAUACUGUUAUAAAAAAUAUUUAUAAUCCCAGAAAAUGUUGUGUUAAAUCUUGUGCAAAAACAGUAUAUUCAGAAUAAAAGUUUAUCAUUGAAAGUCGCCA